Molecule: messenger RNA, 2099 nt
Organism: Fundulus heteroclitus (mummichog)
Lineage: Eukaryota; Metazoa; Chordata; Actinopteri; Cyprinodontiformes; Fundulidae
Gene: gmeb2
Product: glucocorticoid modulatory element binding protein 2
Exons: 10
Coding region: 284-1810 (508 amino acids)
Biological process (GO): positive regulation of transcription by RNA polymerase II
Cellular component (GO): nucleus
Molecular function (GO): RNA polymerase II cis-regulatory region sequence-specific DNA binding; DNA-binding transcription activator activity, RNA polymerase II-specific
Source: RefSeq, a predicted model, not a curated record
UGAACCCAAAGAAGAAGAAGAAAAAGCGGAAGAGACGAAUGUAAACAGAAAUAUCAUUUCAGCUGCAAAUAAAAAAUAGUUUUGAUGUUCUUCUCGGAAAAUUUAAGUUGUAUACAUAAUUAGAUAUAAUUAAGUAAUAUAAAUGAGAUAUCUGUCAAUUGGAUGGUCUCCGUUUUGUACUGAGUGCAGUUUCAAUCUAACUGGAUCCUUUGGAGAACAAAAUUGUCUUCACCUUUAGGAGGGACAAUAAGCAAACAGUGAGUAAAGUUUUAAAGAUCCAUCCAUGGCUUCAUCAGAUGUCAGCAUCCCAGAGAUGAGUGAAGUGGUCAUUGUCACCAUUCCAGAACCUUUGUCCAACGAACUUCCCUCUGUGGUCGAGGAGGAUAAAGCCGUGUUGGUGACUACAGAGCUGACUCCUCAGACUGGGGAGGAUGUCCUCACAGUAGCACCAGGGGAAGCAGAAACUGAAGCCACAGCUGAUUCUCUGUCUAAGGAAGAGGCAGUUAUUGUGAAACUUUCUGAGGAGGUGGACGUGGAGGCUGAUGUCUUCUACCCAAUCACCUGUGGAGAUGCCAAAGCCACACUGGUGUGGAAGAAAUUUGUCUGUCCGGGGAUCAAUGUGAAGUGUGUCCAGUUCAAUGAUCAGCUCAUCAGUCCCAAAGAGUUUGUGUGUUUAGCAGGGAAAUCCACCUUAAAAGACUGGAAGAGAGCUAUCCGCCUCAAUGGCACCAUGCUCAGGAAGAUCAUGGACUCAGGUGAGCUGGACUUCUAUCAGCAUACAAAGGUCUGCUCUAACACCUGCCGGAGCACCAAGAUUGAUCUAGUGGGAACUAAAGUGUCAGUCAACUGCAACCAGUCAGCCGACCUGCUGUCCUCCACUGCCUCGUCAGCAGAUUUAAACGGAGCAGCUGUUUCAAUUCCAGACGCGACAGAGGAACCUUCAGAGUGGGUCACAACAAUUAGAGAGGACGCUGUGGUGUUCUGGCGAUCGGUGAAGGAGGCUGGGCUCUUACAGGAGGUGGUACAGGACUUUCAGAAAGAGGUACAAGAGGUGUUGAAGCGGCUUCAGGAGAGAGUAUGUGAUCCGCCAGUGGAAGUCAAAGAUGCUGUUCUGCUUAACAACAUAGUGCAGAACUUUGGCAUGCUGGACUUGGUGAAGAAGGUUCUGGCCAGUCACAAAAGCCAGAUGGACCAAUACAGAGAGCAGUACACUCGCAGCCUUGCCGCUCUGGAGCAGCAGUGUGAUGAGCACAGAAAGCGAGCCAAAGAGCUGAAGAGUAAAUCUCAGCACCUCAACAACGUCCUGAUGAACCUGACCCCCGUACCAUCUCCACCGGCUCCCAAGCGACCCCGACUGACCCGUGCCAUCUCUGGCCCGGCUGCGGUAAAUGCCUCGUCUGCUCAGAUUGCACUCCCCCUCAGCCAGCUGGGGAAGGCACUGACAGUAGCAGGAGCACAGACAGGCAACAACCUUAGCAGCUAUACCCUCAUGACUUCACCAGUCUCUGGGUCUGAGCUUGGAGCCGAUGGCUCCAACGUUACAGUGUUGUCCACAGCAGCAGGUCAGGGGGCAAUGGCUGGGUCCAGCACCUCUGGAACCUUUGUUAAGGUGGUGAGGCCACAGUUCCAGCUGGUGACCCUGCCACUGGCUUCUAUGCAGAACCCCACGGUACCACAGCAGGUCAGCAACGUCACUGUGGUGAAUGCCACAGUAACCCCUGCUGAUGAGUCACAGGAGCAAAACCAGGCUUAUGAAGAUGAUGAAGGUCAACCACAGCAGGUCGCUGAGGAUGAAGAGGAGCGGCAAUGAAAGGAAGGACAGCUACUUUCCUCCAUGUUUUAGUUUGGACUGGAACUAGUUUCAGUAAGUUGUGAUAACUGUAAUAACAGAACUUGAACUUUUGCUCAUCUGUUUUUCUUCCAGAAAGGAACAUGUUUCUGUAUCAGCUGUGCAGAGUGGGCUGCUCAUGUCUUACUGUGUUGUAGAUCUGUUUUUAACUGCUAUGUUUGACAAUGUUGGUCUGUGUUGUUUUUUUUUAUGCUAUUUCCGAAAGUGUGGGAAUGCUCUUUUAUUUGAGAUUAAAUGCUCUGGAAGUGAA